UAUACUUGGUGAGUUGUGGGCGCAUCAUAAGAGGGGCAGCAGGCUGCACGCCCGGCCAUACCGUAGGGCACUUCUCUUCUUGUUACCUUAGCUAGGUAGGCAGACCGGCUUUCUCGUAACAUAACGUAGCGUGCUAGGCUAGCUACCCGAGUCGAUCACCGGCGACAUGAUGCGGCGUCCGGCGCCGGUGCUCGUGCUGGCGAUCCUUGCCGUCGCGGCGUCGACGGCGGCGGCCGCGGCGAUCGAGGGAGAGGUCAAGUGCGGUGGGUGCUCGCCGUGCGGCGGCGCUGACUGCCCGGUGCUGUACCCGUCGCCGCCCCCGCCGGCGCUCCCCCCACCACCGCCGUACUACUACUACAGCCCUCCGCCUCCGGCGUAUUACCCCGGGUCAUACUGCCCGCCGCCGCCAGCGGCGUACGUCCAGUUCGGCGGGGGCGCGCAGUCCGGCAGAGGGCCUCUGUACCCGCAGGACCCCGGGUUCAUGCCGUCGAGCGCACCGUCGUCGCACGGGAGCCGCGCCGUACGUCUGUUCACGGCGUGUGCUGCGUUCGCGAGCCUAUGGUUCCUAUGGUAAUCGAUCGGCAGCAAUUGCAAGGUGGCGGACAUCUCCGGUACGUCGCGACGGAGUCACGCCGGCGUUCCAGGGAUCUGCACUCUCUAGUACUCUGGUCAUAUGAUCCGUAUAGUUCUUCUGCCAAUAUAUCAAGUUUUUUUUUCCUUUUUGCUUUGUUUCUCUUUACUCUCUCCUGUGUUUAGAUCAUUCACAGUCACUUGUAAGAAAUUAAUUGCAAAGCAGAAUGUACUGUAGCAGUUCAUUUCAUAUUGUCAAGUCAAUGUCACGAGCUCGUGAUGGGUAUGGAAUUGUGUUCGUCCGUCGGUGAUCUA
Oryza sativa Japonica Group (Japanese rice) is the source of this 885-nucleotide messenger RNA. RefSeq lists its product as uncharacterized. NCBI's taxonomy places the organism in Eukaryota, Viridiplantae, Streptophyta, Magnoliopsida, Poales, Poaceae. The record is from RefSeq and is a predicted model, not a curated record.